Messenger RNA from Lotus japonicus, 1019 nucleotides. Its product is annotated as dof zinc finger protein DOF5.4-like. Gene Ontology annotation, molecular function: DNA binding; DNA-binding transcription factor activity. Bases 190 to 846 code for a protein of 218 amino acids. The transcript has a single exon. Gene Ontology annotation, biological process: regulation of DNA-templated transcription. Lineage: Eukaryota; Viridiplantae; Streptophyta; Magnoliopsida; Fabales; Fabaceae. The record is from RefSeq and is a predicted model, not a curated record.
ACUGAGCAGGAUAUUUGUCAGUGAGAAUGUCCUUUUUCUCCUCCACUCACCCACCUUCUCAUAUCCCACAAACCUUCUUAACCCCUCCCGCGGCUUUCACCCAAACACAAACAAAUUGCAUCAAAUCUAGUCCUGAUUUAUUUUUCUAAGUGCAAAGUGAUUUUUAGAUUCUUGUUUUCUCUCCUCGAAAUGCAAGAAAUACAUGAUCAUUCCAUGACGGAGAGGAAGGUACCAAGGCCGCACCACCACCAGAUCUUGAAAUGCCCUCGCUGUGAGUCACUGAACACCAAGUUCUGCUACUACAACAACUACAACCUCUCUCAGCCGCGCCAUUUCUGCAAAGGCUGCCGUAGGUACUGGACCAAAGGCGGCCUCCUCCGCAACAUCACCGUCGGCAGCGGUUCCCGGAAACCAAAGCGCUCCAUCAACAAAAACACUGUUCCGUCUGCUCCACCACCACCACCACCACCGGAGCCUCAAUCCAGCAGCGGAGGAAGCUCCACACUAACCGAAUCGACAUCGAAGAUGUUCGCGGCGGACCAAAGCGGCGGCGGCGGUGGCGUUUUCAACGAGGCGGAGAGCUUCACGACGAGCAGCAUGAGUUCAACCAACGAGGCAAUAGAUCAGGCGUUUGGGUUUGGGAAUAGUAGUAGUAACAUACCAGACAUACCAGAUACGUCGUCGUUUUGGGAUGGAGAAUUUGGAUCGUUGGAUUGGCAAGGGAGUGGUGAUGAUCAAGGUUUGAUUGAUCUUUCUAAUUACAGUGUUGAAGAUGAUGAUCAGCUUUACUGGACCCACACUCACUGGACUUAUCAAGACAAUCCUGCUCUCUUUCAUCUUCCCUGAAUGAAAUUACUCAACAAAUUUGUCUUUUACUUUUUUAAGAGAAGCUUGAAGGAUAUUUUAUAAUUAUCAGUAUUAGGAUAUAUAUAAAUUUCUCCUUUAUCGGCAUUUUUUAAGUUGAUAAAAUGAUAGUGUUAAUGAUGUGGUUGUGGAUGUUGCACAUCCACGUUAGUUUC